UCUUUUGUUUUUUACUUGUCUUUCCAGCCCGGUAAAACACUGAGUCCAAGAAAAUGGCAUGCUGCUUUUACUGAAGAAGGAUAUCUGGAUAUAGGAAAGAUUCUAAGGCGAAUCUACAGAGGGGGAAUCCAUCCAUCAAUUAGGGGAGAAGUUUGGGAAUUUCUACUUGGUUGUUAUGAUCCAAAGAGUACAUUUGAUGAACGAGAACAAAUAAGACAGCGUCGAAGGUUAGAAUAUGCUAGAUGGAAGGAAGAAUGUCGCCAAAUGUUUCCUUUUGUUGGAAGUGGUAGAUAUAUUUCAUCUCCUGUAAUUACCGAUGAUGGUCAACCGAUUCAAGAUCCAUCAGUUCUGCUGGAAUCAAAUCCAGACAAGGGAUUGGUUUUAGUUCCUCAAGACAAUUAUAGGUCUUCAAGCAUAGAUGCCAGAAAUAAUUUAGAAAAGGUGACAGACAAGAGAGUAAUCCAGUGGCUGUUAACUCUUCAUCAAAUAGGUCUUGACGUGAUUCGCACUGAUAGGACAUUGGUCUUUUACGAGAAGCAAGAGAACUUGUCAAAAUUAUGGGAUAUUCUUGCAGUUUAUGCUUGGCUAGAUAAAGAUGUUGGCUAUGGUCAAGGGAUGAGUGACCUAUGCUCACCUAUGAUAAUUCUUCUUGAGGAUGAAGCAGAUGCAUUUUGGUGCUUUGAGCGUCUAAUGCGCAGACUUCGAGGUAAUUUCAAGUGCACUGAUCGUUCUGUUGGAGUGGAGACUCAACUAAGUAACUUGGCUUCAAUUACUCAAGUAUUAGAUCCAAAACUUCAUAAACAUUUAGAGCAACUAGGUGGAGGUGAUUAUCUGUUUGCUUUUCGGAUGCUAAUGGUUCAGUUUCGUCGAGAAUUCUCCUUUUGUGAUUCACUAUACCUUUGGGAGAUGAUGUGGGCUCUAGAGUAUGAUCCUGAUUUGUUUUGGAUGUACGAGGAUGCUCGGAGAGCUCCUACAAGCGCCGAGAGCUCUAGAGGGAAGGUGAAGUCAAUUAGACAAUGUGGAAAGUAUGAGCGAGAAAAUAUGAGAACAGGGGCAAAGAACUCCGAAACUCCUCUUCCUAUAUCAAUUUUCCUUGCUGCUAGUGUGUUGAAAGAUAAAAGUUCAAAGCUACUACAUGAAGCACGGGGUCUGGAUGAUGUUGUCAAGAUUUUGAAUGACAUGACUGGAAAUCUAGAUGCUAAAAAGGCUUGUUCCGGGGCUAUGAAACUUCAUAAAAAAUAUUUGAGAAAGGCCAAGAAAACGUAAGACUGAAUAUAUCCAAUGAUUUUUUUUUCACUGAUCAAGCGAGGUGUUGCUUCCUGCAAUGUAACUUGUUAUUCAUGGAGACAAUAAUGGAGUCCACCAAAUUUGGACUGGAGUUACAAGAUUAAAAAGAAGGAUCCAAGUAUACAUCCAUCAAAACUCUUGAGGGAUAAUUGUUGUAUUGUGACAUAAUUUCAUUUUUUGAAAAUAUUCUUGUGUAAAAGAACAAGAUUGUAUGUGGGACUGAGAUUGUAAUUUGUACUGUGCAAUAUAUUUGUUGCAAAAAGAAAGAAAAGCAAUAAAAAAUUCAAAAAUACAGGAAAUAGUUAUCUGUGUUAGCCUUCAA
Molecule: messenger RNA, 1609 nt
Organism: Arachis duranensis
Lineage: Eukaryota; Viridiplantae; Streptophyta; Magnoliopsida; Fabales; Fabaceae
Product: rab GTPase-activating protein 22
Exons: 10
Biological process (GO): activation of GTPase activity
Molecular function (GO): GTPase activator activity
Source: RefSeq, a predicted model, not a curated record